Aspergillus mulundensis is the source of this 594-nucleotide messenger RNA. RefSeq lists its product as uncharacterized. The record is from RefSeq and is a predicted model, not a curated record. The transcript has 5 exons. NCBI's taxonomy places the organism in Eukaryota, Fungi, Ascomycota, Eurotiomycetes, Eurotiales, Aspergillaceae. The coding region runs from base 1 to 594 and encodes 197 amino acids.
AUGACCGAGCGAUUCUUCUUCGACGACUGGGUCGGCGGGACGGUGGACAUCGCGCACCCUCCUCAAACCUCGCAGUGGGUGCUGGAGACCAAGUUAAGCGAUCGGAACAGCCAGCCUUCGGCAGAGGAUUGGAACGAGCCUGGAACCGGUCAAGCCGUUCCCGGCGCCGCUCACGGUACCUUUAUUUGCAGGAACCUCAAGAACCCAGAAGAAACUGCGGUCCUGAACGUCCUUAUGCAAGUGCCGAACGCAGGCUCCGAGUACAGCAUCCUUCCCGAACGAGCGCGGCAGGCGGCAACUACUCUCCCCUUCGAAGCCCAGCGCGAGCUCGCCCCUCUCUCGACGUUGAAAUCAUUGGAGAGGGAUGAGCGUGAUCGGAUCCGGAAUGCGUUCCGGGUGGCGUUUGUGGACUGUGUUCAAGCCGGCAUCUACCCUUCUCAAUUGAAUCCCGCUAAUCUCUAUUGGGAUUCCGAUGCUUCCCGCAUAGUCAUUGCCGGCUUCAGAAAUUCACGCCCAGCUGAACCAAAAGACCACUGGAGUGAUAUCGAGUGGAUUGCUUGGUCCCUUGCUAAGGCCCCGGUAGGGUACGCUUGA